AUGAUAGUGUUCGGGUGUGACCGCGAGAUUCCAGGGGUCACCAUCAGCCUUUCUGCAGAAGCCAGGGAGAGGGGCUCCGGCAGAGGGGACAUCAGAGAGUUAAGUGGGAAGCUCGAGCGGCCUCGGGAGCCGCUCACGGAGGUGACUCGCGCGCCGUGGGAUUCGGCCGCGCUGCACGACUCAAGGACGCUCCCACGCUCGGCGCAGGGGUGCAGCCGCCGCAGGGGUGCAGCCGUCGGUCCCCUGCCGCGCCGCUCGUGCCCCAGCACCCGCUCUCCCGCGCUCCGCACCUGCCUGCGGGGACCCCCACGGGCGCGGGGUGGGGGCCGCGGACUCCGGGGAGCGGGCCAGGACGCAGACUCAGGACGCAGCCCGGGAAGCCGAGGGUGGCGGGUGCGGACCCGGGGCAGCGGCCGCACAGCGCCCCUGGGACGUGGUCUCCGCGCGCUUCUCGAGACUGUCGCGACCCGCGGAACCGAAGAUGCUCCACGAAGCGCGCGUGAACGCGGCGGGGGCUUCGUCGAAGCGGGGACAACCCGGACGGCGGAGAGUGGGCCCGCCGCCCUAGGUCCACACCGCGGGGCGCCGCUCCGGCGGGAGACGCGCGAGCUCUGGGCCCGCACCACCGCGCGAGGAGUCCGCGAGGCGACAGGCCGCGCGAGAGGGGCAGCGCCGGGCGCGUGGAUGCGGCGCCCCGGACUCGCGGACCCGGACGCUGCCAGCGGGCGACGCUGGGGCGCGGGUGCCUGGGAAGCCAGAGCAGGGGGAGCUGGGGCGAGGCGGCUGCUCUGGGCCUGGGGAGCGAUGACCCCGCCGCGCCGGGUCUGCAGCACCGCGCGGAGCGGGACGGGUAACUCGAGCGCGACGGACGGAACACGUCGCGGAGGGAGGUGCGCUCCGGGCACUUGCCGCGCGCGCCGGGCGUCCUCUCGCCGCGAGGUCUCCCGCGGGGGUGACGGGCUCGCCUCCCCCGGGGACCCCUUCUGCCCGGCACGGCCUUGCGCCUGCGCCCGCAGCUGGUCCCCGUGGGCGCCCCCACCCCGCGGUCCCGCCCGGGUGAAGGCGGGUCUGGGACAGGUCGGCGGAGAGCGAGCCAUUUGCAAGGGCAUCCGGGGGCCCGAGAAAAACGAGGUGUCCUCAAGUCGUUUCCCCAAUAAGGGCCGGAGAGCAGAGGUCGGGGGCUGAGGGAGAGCCUCGGAGCGCCCUCCCGGGAGGGCGCUCCGGG
This is a messenger RNA of Lutra lutra (Eurasian river otter), 1225 nucleotides long. RefSeq lists its product as uncharacterized. The record is from RefSeq and is a predicted model, not a curated record. Lineage: Eukaryota; Metazoa; Chordata; Mammalia; Carnivora; Mustelidae. The coding region runs from base 1 to 1185 and encodes 394 amino acids. The transcript has 4 exons.